AACGUGGAUCCUGUUCUGUGAUUACCGGCUAUUAAAGCCUAUUUGAAGUAUUUCAUCAUCAUGACUGAUAUAUCUGUGCUUCUAGCACAUGCCGAACAAGCGGAGGCAGAGAUCAAGAGACUUGAAGAGGAGGUAGCCACCCUCCAGAACCCCCAGAAACUAAUAGCUGAGGGGGUCGUGUCACCAGCAUUGGAGGCUCUGCAGAAUGAGAAUACCAAACUUAAGUAUCAGAUCAACAUGUUAAAGAGGAGCAUAACAGCUGAGAAGAGUAGGAAGCCAGACUACAUGGUCAGUAUCUGUACAAUCGUGGAGGACGUCUUUGGAAUGGCGAUUCGUAAGGCCUUCCCAAAUAUAGAUAACCCGCCGGUCAUGAUACAGGGAAGCUCCAAGUUUGCUGACUACCAGUGUAACAGUGCACUGAACUUAGCAAAGAUAUUGAAAGAAAAAGGACAAGGUUCCAGUCCCAGGGAUAUUGCAAACAAAAUAGUACAAAACCUUCCAGAAACAUCAUAUUUUGAAAAGGUUGAUGUUCAAGGACCUGGGUUUAUCAACAUCUUCCUCAACAAAAAUUUUGUGUCUGAGCAAGUGAGUGAGCUUUUGAACAAAGGAGUUAGGCCACCAAGGAUAGGGGUCAAGCGAAAGGCGAUUGUGGAUUUCUCUUCCCCAAAUAUUGCCAAAGAAAUGCAUGUGGGCCAUCUGAGGUCCACUAUUAUUGGUGAGAGUAUCUGUCGUCUGCUAGAAUGGGUCGGCCAUGAUGUCCUAAGGAUAAAUCAUGUGGGAGACUGGGGCACACAAUUUGGCAUGUUAAUUGCUCACCUGAAGGACAAAUUCCCAAACUACAGUACAGUAUCCCCACCAAUACAGGACCUUCAGGCAUUUUACAAGGAAUCCAAAACCAGGUUUGAUGAGGAUGAAGAAUUUAAAAAGAGAGCGUAUGAUGCAGUGGUGAAGUUACAGAGUUAUGAUAAGGAGCACAUCAAUGCGUGGAAACUUAUCUGUGACGUGUCACGGAAAGAGUUUCAGAAGAUUUACGAUCGCCUUGGUGUAACUCUGAUAGAAAGGGGAGAAUCCUUUUAUCAGGAGAUGAUGAAAGAUGUCGUCAAAUUACUUGAUCACAUGGGUAAACUGGAAUAUGAUGAAGGGAGACAAAUCAUGUAUGUACCAGGCUGUCCAGUCCCGAUGACAAUUGUCAAAUCCGAUGGAGGAUUUACAUACGACACGUCUGACAUGGCAGCCAUUAAACAACGUCUUCACGACGAGAAGGGAGACUGGCUGAUUUAUGUCGUGGAUGCAGGACAGGGAACCCACCUCCAGACGGUGUAUGCUGCAGCAGAACAUCUUGGCUGGUACAACAGCAAACUGACCAGGGUAGAACAUGUGGCCUUUGGGGUGGUCCUAGGAGAAGACAAAAAAAAGUUUAAAACUCGAUCUGGAGAUACAGUACGACUAGUGGACCUGUUGGAUGAAGGGAUAUACAGGGCAGAGCAGAAGCUCAUAGAAAAAGGCAGAGACAAGGAACUGACAAAGGAAGAGCUGGAGGCCGUUAAGAAAGCCGUGGCAUAUGGUUGUAUUAAGUAUGCUGAUUUAUCUCACAACAGAAACCACGACUACGUCUUCUCAUUUGAUAAGAUGCUGGAUGAUCGAGGAAACACAGCUGCAUAUUUAUUGUAUGCCUACACCAGAAUCAGGUCAAUAGCAAGGAAUUCUAAUGUAUCUCAGGCAGACUUGCAAAAGGCAGCCAACAGUACAAAAAUAGUUCUUGAUCAUCCAAAGGAGUGUGAACUGGCAAAAUGUAUCUUGAGGUUACCAGAGGUCAUUUCCCGUUGCCUUGAUGACCUACUCCUACACACACUGUGUGAAUAUUUGUAUGAACUGGCAAACACUUUUACUGAAUUUUAUGACAAUUGUUACUGCAUUGAGAAAGACAAAGCAACUGGCGCAAUCGUGAAAGUGAACAUGAGUCGUCUUCUUCUGUGCGAGGCAACAGCUAAUGUCAUUGCAGCGGGAUUCCACAUUCUGGCAAUUAAUCCAGUAGAGAAAAUGUGACCAAAAACUGACAUAUUACAACACUGUAUCAGAUAAUUGUACAAAUGACAUUAAAUGAAAAUUAA
This is a messenger RNA of Saccostrea echinata, 2111 nucleotides long. Its product is annotated as arginine--tRNA ligase, cytoplasmic-like. Bases 61 to 2046 code for a protein of 661 amino acids. Gene Ontology annotation, cellular component: cytoplasm. The record is from RefSeq and is a predicted model, not a curated record. Gene Ontology annotation, molecular function: ATP binding; arginine-tRNA ligase activity. Gene Ontology annotation, biological process: arginyl-tRNA aminoacylation. Lineage: Eukaryota; Metazoa; Mollusca; Bivalvia; Ostreida; Ostreidae. The transcript has 15 exons.